AUGUGGAGGGGGGAAUCUAUUAUCACUGUCUUGAUUGAUCGCCUGCUAGAGAAGACCGGUAUCAAUGAUACUGAUGCCCAUGGCUGUACGGCGAUGCACUAUCUCAUCAAGCGCAUGGAUCAGAUUGAUGCUAUUCGCUAUCUGCUCAAAUUGGGAGCGGAUGUUAACGUGAUGAAUCACAAGGGAAAUAUGCCCCUUCACGAGAUGAUGAAAGGGACAAUGAUGUCAAAGGUGGAUGAAAAUGGAGUGCGUGAUCCCUCUCAGUCCUGGGAUAGUCCUUACAGCAGACGGGAGGAGUUGGUUAAAAUCCUGGUGGACGAGGUAGAGGAAAAAAAAAUCCAAUGA
Molecule: messenger RNA, 345 nt
Organism: Penicillium odoratum
Lineage: Eukaryota; Fungi; Ascomycota; Eurotiomycetes; Eurotiales; Aspergillaceae
Product: ankyrin
Exons: 1
Coding region: 1-345 (114 amino acids)
Molecular function (GO): protein binding
Source: RefSeq, a predicted model, not a curated record